AAGACAUUUCGCUUCCGGUUAGAAAUUUGGUAAAUCUGAAAGAUGUAAUUAUUAUAAGGAAAACUCGCAUAAAUCGAUCAUGGAUUCGUCUCAUUUUGUGAUAAGGAUACAGACAGAUGAUGAUGAGUGUAUGGAUUGGACAGUUCGUGAAGAAACGGCUACAUUUGACAAUGUUUUACAAGUGAUCAGCAAAGCACUUCCAGAUACACCUGUUUAUGCUUUUGAUUAUGAUGAUGAAGAAGACGAUGAUAGAAUUACAGUUAGAACUCAAGAGGAAAUGACAAAUAUGAUUUCAAUGUAUUACAGUUCAUGCCAAAGAGGAGGCACAUUCACCCAGCCAUUGGUAAUAUAUCCAAGAGUUGGAAAACAACCUGAAAAGAGAAAUAAAUUGAAUUUAAAGAUUCAAACCAGCAAAAAGAGUGAGCAGCAAGCUACGCCUAAAGUAACCCCUCCAGUUCAAACCAGCCAUAAACAGAAGGAAGGUGAUAUUGAAGCUAUAUUAGCCUGUGGGCAGAUUAAUCACGGUGAUCUACACAUAGACCAGAUCCUUGGGAAUGGCAGUAGUGGAACAGUAUACAAAGCUGUACACCAACCAACCCGUACACCAAUGGCUUUAAAGGUUAUACAACUAGAUAUUGCAGUAGAAGUUCAGACACAGAUUAUAUCAGAAUUAGAAAUUUUAUAUAAGUGUAAUUCUCCAUAUAUCAUAGGAUUUUAUGGAGCCUAUUUCAUAGAAAACAAGAUAUCUAUGUGCACAGAAUGGAUGGAUGGUGGAUCUCUUGACAAAUAUGGCCGUGUGCCUGAGCCAGUUCUAGGACGAAUUUCAUUAGCUGUAGUCAGGGGUCUGCAGUAUCUAUGGAGUCUAAAAGUCAUGCAUAGAGAUGUAAAACCGUCCAAUAUUCUUGUAAAUACAGCAGGUCAUGUGAAACUGUGUGACUUCGGUGUCAGUGUCCAGUUGGUGAAUUCUAUUGCUAAGACAUAUAUAGGAACAAAUGCUUAUAUGGCCCCUGAAAGAAUACAAGGCCAAGAAUACAAUAUAUUCUCUGAAGUGUGGAGCUUAGGAAUAUCAUUAUUUGAGAUGGCCAUAGGAAGAUUUCCAUAUGAUACAGUGGUUCAACAGCAGUUAAACUCCAGUCCAAUGGCACUACUCAACACAAUUGUCAAAGAUGCGCCACCUAUCUUACCAGUUGGGCAAUUCUCAGAUGCCUUCAUACACCUCGUAUCCCAAUGUAUGCAGAAAGAACCGAAAUCACGUCCAAACCCGGGUGCUCUCUUACAAUACCCCUUCAUGGCAACAUAUGCAGAUGACAAUGUGGAAGUGAUUGCUUUCUGGGUCAGAAAUAAAUUAGAAGAGAUUUUCUUAAGACAAUCCAAACAAAAAUUAAGUUCAUAGCAUUAGCUUAAUUUCAAUUUUAAAGACUUGGUUGGUGAUUGUUUGGGAGAAUUUCAAUGAGCUAUUUGUUAAAAGUAGAAAGACAGAUCAUGUUUGUAUUGGUUUCAUGGAUCUAUCCAUAUACAUGUACUGAUAAAUAUAAAGUUAGAGCUAGUUUUGGAUCAUAAUCUCAAAGAGAGAAUUUCAAUGAGCUCUUGCCAGUAGUAUUUUAAAAGACAGAUUGUGUUAGGAUUGGUACCAUGGAUCUAUCCAUAUACAUGUAUAUGUACAUUAAAUAUCAGUUUUGGAUCAUCAUCCGUACCAUUUAUUUGGUUCUUUAGGGACUUGAAGUCUUGAAUAGUUCAAUGUUGUUUUAAAAACUUGAAAGAUUAAGUUCACCUUUGAACUUAAUGUUCAAAAUGUUGAUCUGUGACAAUUGUUAGAAAAGUGAAACCUGUCAUGUGUAACAGCUCUAGAACUGGAACACCUGUUAGUGGAACACUCCAAAAU
Messenger RNA from Owenia fusiformis, 1882 nucleotides. The record is from the annotation of a GenBank genome assembly. Lineage: Eukaryota; Metazoa; Annelida; Polychaeta; Sabellida; Oweniidae.